Molecule: messenger RNA, 1133 nt
Organism: Notothenia coriiceps (black rockcod)
Lineage: Eukaryota; Metazoa; Chordata; Actinopteri; Perciformes; Nototheniidae
Gene: pgam2
Product: phosphoglycerate mutase 2 (muscle)
Exons: 3
Coding region: 93-860 (255 amino acids)
Biological process (GO): glycolytic process
Molecular function (GO): intramolecular phosphotransferase activity
Source: RefSeq, a predicted model, not a curated record
CUGGCUUGGGCUCACUGUUGGUCAGACAGUGUGUGUGUGUGCACAACUUAAAAGGGCUGAGGGAAGUUAAACUCAGGAGACACACUGUAAACAUGGCUGCCGUACAUCGUUUGGUUAUUGUGCGCCACGGUGAGAGCGCAUGGAACCAGGAGAACCGUUUCUGCGGCUGGUUCGAUGCUGACCUCAGUGAGAAGGGCAUGGAGGAGGCCAAGCGUGGAGCCCAGGCUAUCAAGGAUGCAGGCAUGAAGUUCGAUGUGUGCUACACCUCCGUGCUGAAACGUGCCGUCAAGACCCUGUGGACCAUCAUGGAAGGCACGGACCAGAUGUGGCUGCCUGUGCAUCGUACCUGGCGCCUGAACGAGCGUCACUACGGAGGCCUCACCGGGCUCAACAAGGCAGAGACGGCGGAAAAACAUGGAGAGGAGCAGGUGAAGAUCUGGCGCCGCUCCUUUGAUACCCCACCUCCACCCAUGGACAAGGAGCACGCUUACAACAAAAUCAUCAGUGAGUCCCGGCGCUACAAGAAUCUGAAGCCCGGUGAGCUCCCUACAUGUGAGUCCCUGAAGGACACCAUCGCCCGCGCCCUGCCUUUCUGGAAUGACGUCAUUGCUCCUGAAAUCAAGGCCGGAAAGAACGUCAUCAUCGCUGCUCACGGAAACAGCCUUCGUGGCAUCGUCAAGCAUCUUGAGGGUAUGUCCGAUGCAGCCAUCAUGGAGCUGAACCUGCCCACAGGAAUCCCAAUCGUGUACGAGCUGGACGCAAACCUGAAGCCUACGAAGCCCAUGGCGUUCCUCGGUGAUGAGGAAACCGUGAAGAAGGCCAUGGAGGCCGUAGCGGCUCAGGGCAAAGCCAAGAAGUAAGCCGUGAGGAGGCAGGAAAAAGAGACUGAUCCCCCUUUUUGUUCUUCAACCUUUCCUCUUAUGUCAAGCCUUGUAAUCCAUUCCAACUGGGGAAAUAUUUACUGGUUAUUUUGAAGACGAGCCUGUUUGUUUAAAUGACAGAGGGAUGAUCUGUCAAUCAAAGCAGACAGCCUGGGCCCUCUGUUUUAUCACUCAGCCCUUUCAAAAUGGUGCUCAAGCUCUAUGUUGAGGGCCUCACCACCCAACCAAUAAAGAAACUAUGUUUUUAUGUAG